AUGCCGACGCGCAGUUUGAGGGCGGCAGAACCCUCCAUCUCGACGGCCUUGUCCACUGCCUGGGAAUAUCCCCCGAAGAAUAGGCCAAACAGUAACCCCAUGACGCCGCCCGCGGUGCCGGACAAGGCCGCUUUGAACAUGCAUGACUCCGUGCCUUUGUUGAUCAUGACGAGCCAUGGUGGAGGUUUCUGGAAGUCGGCGGGUGGCGGGGGGGGCCACAUGAAUUGCGGAGUGUUAUCAUUUGGUUUGUUGUUGUCGAAGAUGUCGCUGGUCGACAGGUGGCGCGGUGAUUCGCCUGAUGUUGUGAAGGUGCUAGAAGCGACCUGUUCGGGGGUUUCGUCCUCAGGCAUCGCCGCUCGCGUUCCUGCAAGCUGUUUCGAUAAAGAUGACUCAGUGCCCCGAACGAAGCCCGAAUUGGAACCUCAAGCCGAGUCGACCGUGAUGUUUCAAGUCCUUUUACCCGAAUACGAGGACCACCACGAGAACAAGCAAGGCCGUCUGGCAUCGUCGCUGCAUCAACUGAAGCUCACGGUGCAAUUUUGCGUACUACAGUACCUGAUUGGUCAGUGUGGAUCAAAUUUGAGGCUCAAACCUUUCACGAGAAAAUUACUUCUUGUCCAUUUGACCACUUGGCAUGUUUUGCAUGAAUGA
This is a messenger RNA of Chondrus crispus (carragheen), 651 nucleotides long. RefSeq lists its product as hypothetical. The coding region runs from base 1 to 651 and encodes 216 amino acids. The record is from RefSeq and is a predicted model, not a curated record. NCBI's taxonomy places the organism in Eukaryota, Rhodophyta, Florideophyceae, Gigartinales, Gigartinaceae. The transcript has a single exon.